Molecule: messenger RNA, 3953 nt
Organism: Bufo bufo (common toad)
Lineage: Eukaryota; Metazoa; Chordata; Amphibia; Anura; Bufonidae
Product: neuronal PAS domain-containing protein 2-like
Exons: 21
Coding region: 392-3052 (886 amino acids)
Biological process (GO): circadian regulation of gene expression; regulation of transcription by RNA polymerase II
Cellular component (GO): cytoplasm; nucleus; CLOCK-BMAL transcription complex
Molecular function (GO): protein dimerization activity; RNA polymerase II cis-regulatory region sequence-specific DNA binding; DNA-binding transcription factor activity, RNA polymerase II-specific
Source: RefSeq, a predicted model, not a curated record
GAGGAGCAGGGCAGGCUCAUCUCAGCUACCAGUUACACAAGCGGCUCCGUGCUCUGCUCUGGCACAGGUGGUCGCUACUUAGCAGUGGAGCAGGUUUUGGGGGGACCCCUUCUCUCCCACCUUCAGUGCUCUAGAAUUUUUUCUGUGGCUUCUCAUUAUUACCGGAUACUUUUUGGGAUACAGGAUCAUGAUGACAUGUUGAGAUUGGGCUUUGUGACUUGCUGGCUGUUGGAUUUAAUCACUGUCCUGCUACAAGGAGUCAGGAUCAGCCUGUCCCGGGGUCCUGGCAUCGACUGCUGCAAUUCAUCCAGGUGUACAAGAAGAAGCAGAAUACGUUGUGUCCUCACUCACAAAGAACACUGAUGUAAUCCUGUGUUGUCUAAACGAGCUGAUGGAUGAAGAUGAGAAAGACAGAGCAAAGAGGGCUUCACGGAAUAAAUCUGAAAAGAAGAGAAGAGACCAAUUUAAUGUUCUCAUUAAGGAGCUGUGUACAAUGCUGCAUGGUCAUGGACACCCCCUCAAGAUGGACAAGUCCACCAUUCUCCAAAGAACUAUUGAUUUCUUACAGAAACAGAAAGAAAUCACAGCACAGACAGAAGCCUCCGAGAUCAGACAGGACUGGAAACCUUCUUUUCUUAGUAAUGAAGAGUUCACCCAGUUGAUGUUAGAGGCCUUGGAUGGAUUUCUAAUUGCGCUGACCACAGACGGCAUGAUAAUAUAUGUUUCUGACAGCGUCUCCUCCCUUCUUGGUCAUUUACCGUCAGAUUUGGUGGACCAAAAUAUAUUGAACUUUCUGCCGGAGCGGGAACAUGGGGAAGUGUAUAAGAUGCUGGCUCCGCAUAUACUGAUGACAGAACCAAUCACUCCAGAAUUUCUAAACAAUGAUAAACAAGUGGAGUUCUGCUGUCAUUUAGCCAGAGGAAGUCUAGACCCAAACGAACCUCUUACUUAUGAAUAUGUAAAAUUUGUUGUAGAUUUUAAGUUUUUUACACAUGUGCCUACAUCAUCAUAUAAUGGCUUUGAGUCAGCGGUUGCAAGGGCGUUCCGGUCAGCCACAGAGGAGCAGAUAUGUCUCGUAGCUACAGUCCGUCUUGUCACUCCACAGUUUCUAAAGGAGCUGUGCAACGUAGAAGAGCCUUGUGAAGAAUUUACAUCCCGGCACAGUCUAGAGUGGAAAUUUCUCUUUUUAGAUCACAGGGCUCCACCAAUUAUUGGCUAUCUACCCUUUGAAGUGCUGGGGACGUCAGGGUAUGACUACUACCACGCAGAUGACCUGGAGCUCCUGGCAAGGUGCCAUGUUCACUUGAUGCAGUACGGGAAGGGAAAGUCCUGUUACUACAGAUUUCUAACCAAAGGCCAACAGUGGAUCUGGCUGCAGACGCACUACUACAUCACCUACCAUCAGUGGAAUUCCAAACCCGAGUUCAUUGUUUGCACACACACUGUUGUUAGCUAUGCUGAAGUCCGAGCAGAGAGAAGAAGAGACCUGGGUCUGGAGGAGUCCGCUCUGGAAAUUGCAGACCCAUCAUUAAAGAUGCAAAACACCUAUCUAGACAUUAGGCAAUGUACAAAUAACCAGGAGCCGAGCAGGGAAGGGGUGUCUGUCUCGUCACAUAGCUCCCGCAGAUCGUCUCACACGGCCCUUUCAGACUCUGCCUCAACAUCCUCUAUGAGACGUACAGAAGCCAGUACUCCUUCUAGACACUCGAUGACCUUGAGCCAGCAAGACAUGCCCCAAAUAAGAAUGGCAGCCAGUGCAAACCAGCAGGUAGUAACCCCUCAGCCUCCAGCUGAACAUAUACCUCAACAUCAUGUUGCCCAGCCGACUAUUUCACCCCAGCAAGCUAUCAUGCCGGUGUGUCAUUACCCCAGUCACCUAGGAAUGGUGACCCAACUUAAGGAACAACUGGAGGAGAGGACGCGGAUAUUACAGGCAGACAUCAAAACGCAACAGCAAGAACUGGAUGUCUUAAAGGAACAGCUGCAGCUAGUGCAGGACUCCAACUUGCAGAUGUUUAUGCAGCAACCAGUCCCAAUGGGAUUUAAUAAUGUACAACAGCCUGAUUCCAGGAGGGUGUCACGCCAGUCCGGAGUAGUGGCUAGGCAAGGCCUGGAGAUGGGGAAGAAGUCUCAGUCGAUGAUGAGUUCCAAGCGUUUUUGUGGAUCUCAGAUAACCUCCGCUCAUCAGUAUGUUACAUCAAAUCAGAAUGCAGCUCACCAGCAAACUCAGCCACAACAGCACACGCAGCAAAUACAACCACAGGCACCGCAACACCAGCAUCCACCAGUGCCACAGCAUCAGCAGAUACAGCAGGCGCCACAGCAUCAGAGUCAGAAAUUACACCAACAGGCGGCGCAACACCAGCAUCAGCAAGUGCAACAAGCACAACAGCAACUGCAGCACCAGCAGCAAAUGCAGCAGCUGCAGCAGCAUCACCAACAGCAGCUGCAGAAGCAACAGCACCAGCAGCAGAUACAGAGGCAUCAGCGGAUGAUGAGAGGAAACCAGACACAGCAGACAGCAGUGUUACAGACUCAUAGCAACAUUGUGAUGCCCCUAUGCUAUAAUAACACUAUGAUGUUCCCACAAAUUCCCCCCCCUGCCGCCGCCACCGCUGCUUCAUCUCGGAUUUCAACAGACACUGUGGACAGAUCCCAAACAUCUGAUUUCAGUCAAGACAGGCAUUUGAGGUUUGUCCAAGACCAACAAAUGCGGCCGCCAUCACUGCAGAUGCAGCCAAUCACAUGUAGCACAGUGAUUGCAGCGACCCCGACUCCGGCAUACACCCCUUCUGUUAUGAUCCCUCCAGCCAGCUUUACCACCCAGCAGACCCAUGCUGCAGUCCACCUACACCAUUGUCAGCAGCCCGUCCAACCACAGCAUCUUUAUCUUCAGAUGCAGAGUCCAGAAUCGAUGCCAUCCGGCCAGUCUCAGCGUAUGUUUCAGCAGCCUCACAUCCCUCAGCAGAAUACCAUGGGCUAUUUUUUGCAUCCGCAACAACAAAAUCAAUCCGGUAAUAUAUCUGACUUACCGGAGAUGCCGCUCCCAUGACACUAGAGGAUGGAGAAUAGGACCUCAGGCAUCAUACUUGUGCACCAUGUGCAACAGUAGUAGAAGGCACUGAUGGGCCCAGAAUCCUUCUCUCUGUAGCGUGCCCAGUCCACCGAAGACUGUGCUAAGGGCUGAGAAGGAGACGUGUUCACUGAAGACGGGCAAUGUAACAAUCGGGUAGAAAAACUACAAACCCAUACAUAUUAUUAUAGGUUCCCAGCUGCCUCCAUGAAGAACCAAGAGUUCUGAUGUUACCUAUACACCAAAGUGUAUGUCAGGGGCUCUCUUGUUGGUUUGCCAAAGCAUACCCAAUAAGUGACUAUGAACUCUUUUAUCAACACCUAUGCCCAGCAACCUAUAUAGCCAUAAAGAUAGAGGUUUUGGAAAGCAUAACAUGUUCCAGAAGAGUGCUUGGUGGGUCAUGAUGGCAGUGUAUGGUUCAGAUAACCUCAGGCACUAUUUUUAUGUGCCUUGGAUGUUACAUUACGUAGCUGCAUCUUUAUACACUUUAUGAAGAAAUUCAGCGAUUUAUGCUAAUAUAGUGAUAUUCUGUAUGUCCUUUAUCAGUCGAGAGUUUCAUGCCAAAGUGUUCUACAUACAGUUAUAUCAGAAGAGUACCGAGAGAAGUGCCCAACAGACAUCAGACUGGUCAUAACUCUCCAGCCUGGUGCUGGUUGCCUGAAAUGUCCAUCUACAGAUGGAGCAGAAGCGACACCAGUCAGUGAAUGACAGCGCUGUUCCCCUAGGCUUACAGAAGAUGCAAAUCCCUUAACCACACUUCCACCGCAGGUCUUCACAAACAUCAGUCGGAAAGUAGCAGCAUUCGCCAAAGAGUUCCUAGAAGUUACCGCAGAUGCAUUAAACAAUAUUUCAGGUAGCACGGCCGCUCUUCUUCUGGCUA